GUCACCAUGAGUCUUCCAAGCCUCUUCCUCACACUCUCAGUUUGUUUAAGCAUGUUUUCCUCAUCUCAUCCAAACUCUGCUAAGAAGUCAGGUUGUUUCAGAGUCAACCACUGCAAAUGCAUCAUGAAGGAUGGGAGUGGUGUGAUAAACCUGAGAUCUAUGGAAGAUGCAGACGGUUUCCUGGGGCAUUUGAAGCCUGUGUCAGUAGACAACACGUCGGCCAGUGCGGAGAUCCUCCUGUCCUUCAGCCCCUGCCAGCCCUUCUCUCAGCCAGAGGAACUGACAGAAACUGACUGUAUCAACGUUGCUGCAUGCCUCGUUAUCAGGCAUCACAGGCUCAACAGAUACAUUAAUCACUAUAUCAGCUACGGGAGACAUGAAAAGAAUGAAUUCCACUACAACGACACGCUGAAGAUGCUGUCUGUCUCGUACCUUUCUCACGACGAGCAGCCGCUCACAGUAGUGCAUUACCACUGUAAUCCAAAUCAGUCCGCUUCCUUCAUCCGGGACCAGAGCCUCAGCGCCAAGGAGCCCCUGCAGAUCUGGGUGGAGAGCCCCUGUGCUUGUCCAAAUGCCUGUGCCAUGGGAGACCUGGGUUUAGGCACAAUAUUCCUCAUCAUCCUUUCCCUCAGUGCUGCCGCCUACUUCAUCCUCGGCUCAUGUGCUCUGAGGCCUUUUCGGAGCAGCAGCGGAGUCCAAAUCUCUCCGGAGCACAGCGUGUGGUGUAUGAUCUGCUACCUCUGCACUGAGAGAAGGCCAGAGAGAAGACACUAUGCAGACGUGACACACUGUGAACGAUAGACAGCUGCACACCUGGAACACUGCAAGAAGUCUCAAUGUUUUUUGACCUACUCCAUGAGAAGGCGUCAUGUCCCAUAGAGGGCCCAGAGUCAGUAUGGUUUGUUUUACAAUUCCCUGAAAGUGACAGGCUAACACUCCGUACAGCUUUGCACAUCAUUGUAUAAAUUAGUCAGGUUCUCUUUACUGAUUCCACGUGUCACAAAUGAUAAGUCUUUCUUUUAACCUUGUGUGGUUAAAAAAUGAUUUUAAAAAAAGUUAUUGCAUGUGACUAAAAGUCUUUUUUUUAUGUCACAAACAAAUGUGCAUGGAAGCAAACAAAGCAGACACUUGUUGAUGAAGCAUGUUUCACAUUGUUUAUAUUUUCAAAUUUAGCAUAUGUGACUAUUAAAAACAAAAAAAUCACAAAAUCACACAAAAGAAAUGAUUACAUAAGACCCUGCACC
This is a messenger RNA of Larimichthys crocea (large yellow croaker), 1244 nucleotides long. RefSeq lists its product as uncharacterized. The transcript is spliced from 4 exons. The coding region runs from base 7 to 801 and encodes 264 amino acids. Gene Ontology annotation, cellular component: trans-Golgi network. The record is from RefSeq and is a predicted model, not a curated record. Lineage: Eukaryota; Metazoa; Chordata; Actinopteri; Sciaenidae.